Xyrichtys novacula (pearly razorfish) is the source of this 6128-nucleotide messenger RNA. The record is from the annotation of a GenBank genome assembly. Lineage: Eukaryota; Metazoa; Chordata; Actinopteri; Labriformes; Labridae.
AUGAGGGGACAGCGCUCAAAGUCAUUCUACUCUCUGGUGAUCACCCUCCUGUGUUUGGGGAGCCUGCUGACCAUGCUCAUCUGGUGCAUGUUCGACAGCAAGUAAGUGUGUAUUUGAAUAUGUGAGUUUAUUCAUUUAUUUUUUUACUAAAACAGACUAAUUAGCUGUCUGUGUAAUUGUACAAAAUAACACCCACACAUUAACUGUGUCUAAAUUACUUUAUUUACAUAAUAAUGUUGGAUACUCUCAAACUGUAAAAAUAAAUACAAAACAAUUAGGAAUUACACUGAUGACACCCAUGUGUGACAGAAGUCUUUUAGCACAGUCAUUCAAAGUGAUGUCAGAGAAGUUUGACAGCAGCAGCCACAGUUGGUAAGGAUAUGGGUUAUGUUGUUCAACAGAUGCUUACGACUUCAAUCUGUGUUCGGACUUCUUAUGAAGCAUUACAGGUCUUGAACUUGACUGUAACUUAACUUUUUAAAAGUCUUUCUAUAGAAACUUUCAAACAGGAACAGAAGUUGAUGACAGCUGUAAAAGCAACAUGCCGCAGACUGCAGACAUUUGAAAACACUAACACCAACAGACAGACGUCUGCAGAUGACAUGUUGCUAUGUAGCAACAAGGUGUGAGUUUGAACACUGGUUGUUCAUUCAUGGUGUAUGAAGCUGACAUCUUUACUGCCCUCCACUGCAGAUACUGUAGAUUAGGUGAACAAUGAGUACAGAAGUUUGCAAUGACUGUGAAAAUAUGACAUCAAGCAGAUAACUUUUCAGUCUCUUAGACUGAAGAGCAAAGGACUUGGCGGUUAACAUUGUGCAUCUUUGUGAGGAAGUUUGUCAGUGGUUCUGACAAAUAUCUAAAUAUAGGGUCCAGAGUUUCGUGCUACACCUCUGAUAAUCUCAUAAUCCAGGUUGUUUUCUCUGCACUUUGCUUCCUCAUUCAACACAUCAUGUUUUCUCUCCGCAGCUUUGAUGGGCCCUUCAUACCAGUCCCUCAAAAGAAAAGGACCUAUCAGACAUCUGAACAUUGCAAGGACUGCAAGUGAGUGCAAACACCAUAACCAGGACUGCUUCUCCUGAAUGACAUUAAGGAAUGCCAGUGUUAAACAGAAGUCACUUAACUGACUGUGUGUGUGUGUGUGUGUGUGUGUGUGUGUGUGUGUGUGUGUGUGUGUGUGUGUGUGUGUGUGUGUGUGCUACAGGGAGGUUAUUGUAAAAGUGAUGCAGCAUUACUUUCAACCCUGGAAGAAGCAGAAGGACAAUUACCAAAAGUCCAGGUAAAAUAAGGGACCUUAUCUCCAGUUACAUGUUGUUACACUCAUAAAGCUACUACACUUAAAACAUACACACACAAGGACAAAAUUGUCGGUACCUGCCUAUUAAAGAAAGAAAAAUCCACAAUGGUCACAGACAUAACUUGAAACUGAUAAAGUAAUAAUAAGCAGUUAUUUAUUGAACAUUGACCCAUGAAAAUUGACAUUACUUUUGAAAUGUUGUUAAAAACAAUUAUAAAAAAAAAACCCUGACUGAUUAAAUUGGCCUGGACAAAGUAGUUGGUGCCUGUAGAAAAGAUUGAAAACAAUUUGACCAUAUUGACAUGUUGACCUAAAGUUGUCCCGUUGUUAGCAGGUGUCACAGGUGUCUUUAAUCUUCAAAGGUUAAGGCUAUAAGACCAUCUAAAAGCAGCUUGAUGUUCCUCUGACAACAGUUGCAAAUAUCAUUCAGAAGUUUGGGGUCCAUGGGACUGUAAUCAAUCUCCCAAAGAUGUGGACAAAAAAGCAAGACUGGAAUCUGCCAAACUGCAUAACGAUAAGAUACAAAUCUUUCCGCCAAACAAUACUGCCAUUGCCUUUGUCUCAUAGUCCUCUUUGAUAUUCCUUGUUUGAUGGGGAGGAGAAACACAUUUGCCCAGGACUGGAUGGUUGAGUCAUCAUUAAAAACUUUCUGGAAUGAUGUCUGUUUGUUAUCACUAAAAAGUUGUAGCACACCCUGUGAACUCUAAGAUAAACAGCAACCGGUAACACAAGUCACCAGCCAGGACUUGUUUCAUCUCACCAAUGUUAUACGCUUUGGUAGCUUUGGAUUUCUCUGAAUAGAAAUAGAGACCUCUAUUGUUCAUCCCAGCAUGGUGGAAGAGAAGAAUGAGGAAGCCUGUAAGGGGCUUAAUCCAUUGAUCAGUUUUCGGUUCUGGAAAUGUAUGCAAAUUAGUGUACAUUUAAUUAUAUAUUGCCUCAUUUACAUAUUUAAACAUAACAUUUGACAAAACUUGUAAUACGAAAAAUAUUUGUCUUAAUCUAAGUUAUAAAUUUGGGAAGUUUCAUAGUGAUAUCUGUUAGUCCAAAAUUUUACCCUAUUCAUCUGGGGUGUCUCCCCGGACACCUCUCUCGAGGUCAAACUUUGGUAAACUUUUAGUACGUUAUUAAGGACACCUAGUACUAUAAAAACAUUUUUUGGGGUUCUGGGUUUGGUGUUUUUUUUUCAAAUAUGCACCUGCCUAUUAAGGUGAAGCUCAGAAAUCAUUAAUCAGAGUGCCCUCUCCUGACAAAUAGCUGAAGCUGAAUAAGUCAUGUUUGAAUUUUUUCUAUCUAUCUAUCUAUCUAUCUAUCUAUCUAUCUAUCUAUCUAUCUAUCUAUCUAUCUAUCUAUCUAUCUAUCUAUCUAUCUAUCUAUCUAUCUAUCUAUCUAUCUAUCUAUCUAUCUAUCGACAGCUAAGUAGGAAGGAGAAGUGGAAAUAAGGAGGUGCAUUAGAUUAGAGGAACUAAACGCCAGAGUAAAUAUAGUACAUUCUAAAGUCCCAUGAGUUCUUGAAACACAAAGGGAUCUCACCCAAAAGACCCAAGACUGCUUCGGCUUCCUUGGGUGAGUUUGUGGAGUCAGCGGCUCUUAUUAAUCAAAUGAACGUACGGCAGAAAAGUGUCCGUAUGACCAUUUCCGUGCAAGAAUCGACAUUUAUCAAUUUGGAUGUCAAUUUGGAUAUUAUAAUUGUUAUUAUUAUUAUUGUUAUUAUUAUUAUUAUUAUUAAUUUGGAUGUGAGCGAAUGAACGAUACGAUCAAAUCUCACAACAGGUCUCACAUCGUGUACACAAAUUUGAGUAAGAUUUGCGGUGCAGCAAAUGUCUGUCUCAAAAUAAUUAAUAAACAAACCUCAAACCUGUCAUUAAGCACAAGCAGCCAGAUUUCGACAAGGAUCAAUAAAUAAAUAAAAUGAAUUUCUCAUGCCUAUAGAGUAAAUAGGCCUAUUUGAUUACCCUGCCGACCAACACUGCCACAGAGCAGAGCGCAGUUUUGACACACGCACAUGCGCCUAUGUGGUGCGCUGCUUUUGACUCCAAAAAGGCACUCCAAACACUUUCAAUAAUAGGAGCGAUAUAGCUUAUGUUAUGGCAAUCAAAAAAAAUGAGGCAUGUAUGAGAUAUGAAUUUAUCAGCAUUAGGAAUUUAUUGACUAAUGAUUUACUAAAACUUCAGCUGCCACCCGCUAUUCCGCAGCAUCGCUGUUUACCGCUACUGUAAUCCUGUUCGAGACAGGGUUUUUCUGGACUCCCUUUAUAACAGUUUUGAUGCCUCCAAAGAGCACAUCCUUGAUAUUUUCCACUACAGAGGUGAGGAUAUCCACUUUCAGCUUUCAGUUCUAUUCAUGGUUCAGCUUCUGAACCAUGAAUAUUUAAGGGCAUGACAUGUAAAUGGCAAUCGAUUUCAGCCGCCACUUUUAUCAAGACCCAAUCAUUAGUAUGAUGGGAUUGGUCAGGUACGAACCCUUUCAUAAAUCUAACGUGUGUCCUAUCAUACCAUGAAUCCUGCGUUUAGAUCUGUGCUCAGUUAUACCAAGACUGAUAAAUGAGGGCCAGUAUGUCUGCAACAGAAGAAGACCCUUUUUAAGUAUAAGCUGUAAAAAUGUACCUGUUCAGUCAGCCCUCAUUCUCUUCUGACACUUUUGUCUCUAUUUAUCCAAAGAGCUCAGCUGAAGAGUGAGUGUCAGGGUUUUGAUAAGGCCAUCAUUACCCAGGCCAACACUCCAGUGGGAACCAAGCUGGUCUAUGAUGGAGAAAAGAGGACUAUCCAGGUGACACCAGAGAUGUUUAGCACCUUUACAAAGGUAUUUGUAUUUGUGCUGCUACUACAUACUGUAAAUAUUUUGUAUUUAACCUAUAAAAAUAUAACACAACUAUCCAGGUAUGUCAUACACUCACUUCUGGUUGGUCAAAGCUCCUAAACAGUGGUGAUAAAUUCUCAACAAUAACAAAAUAACGCCUAGGAUAAUGAUGGCCGCUUUGUCGUGUUGCUCUUCCGGCGUCUCCAAGGGCGCGUACUGGUGCUGUGAUCCAGAUCCCUUUUUACGCUCUCCAAUGUGUUGUCUAUGUCCCCUGUCCACUGGCUCAAUCGUUGUCUUUCUUUUGCUCACUAAACUGUGAGUGUUCAGAAAUAACACAGAGCAGAUGUGUUCAUGUUUAUUAAAAUGAUUAAACCUAGGUGUGGAUAUCUGUGAAAGAAAGCAUGAGAAGUCAUGCUAGCUGAUGUACUUUGUAGUUUGAUGUGAUGUGCAACGUGUCUUCAUGCUGACCUUUGGCAGUCAGUAUUUCCCUGUUUGGAAAAACUGGACUGCUCAAGAAUUUGCAGAAAGGAACACCAUGGUGUUCAUGAAGGUUUGUGGAAUUCAAGCCUCUCAUUGGCUGCUUUGUGAAUAUUUUACAAAAAGAAACCAAUGUGAACUUUUUGAAGGUGAAACAGGGGAGGGAUCAGCAACCUGAGUCAGUAUGCAUAUAUCUAUCUUAUCUUUUUUUAAGAAAUACAUUUUAUUUUCUGACAUAAAUUUUCUGAAAUAAAUAAAUUGUAUCCCUUUAUUUGGAAAAGGAUCAAACUACAGUACUAAAUUCUCCAUACAAUCAUAGUUCCUUUAGACCUACUCGUAGGUUUUUGUUUAUUGAAAAUGGUUAUCUGUUAGUUUGCAGGUCCUGGAUGAAAGGGAUAAAUAGCUGCUACAUAUUUGCAAUGAACAAACAUAUUGCGUUUGCCACUUACGAGUUUAUCAUGCAAAGCAUAAAUACUCUGAAGUAUCAUCCCCUCUUUAAGAAAUAGGUUGCAAGUCAUUGUCACAAUGUGAUGCGAAAUCUGCUUUGAGUGAUUUAUAUAUAAUUAUAUGUUAUACAAUAUGGUAUACAGGCUCAGGACAAGUUUAGUCAAGAUUGAAUGAUCCAAACCCCCUGCUGUCUGACAAGUCCAUGUAGCUGCUCUUGGGCAGUACACACAUCUUCUUUUUAUGCAGGACAAGUUUUAAACUUGUAUCAUUUCCAGGAGUAUCCUUUCCCAAAUAAAACAUGGGACACAUGUGCAGUGGUCGGGAAUGGAGGGAUCAUGGCUGAAAGUGGCUGUGGAGAGAUGAUUGACUCAGCUCAGUUUGUCAUCAGGUGGGGAAGGUGUUCAUAAAGAGUAGACUGAAGAGCUCAUGAUAGCAUUAUUCAGAUCAUCACAGACCUUUUUUGUUGUUUGUUCAGAUGCAACCUACCUCCACUGAAAAAUGGCUUUGAGAAGCAUGUGGGCGUCAAGACCAACCUUGUCACAGCCAACCCGAGCAUCCUCUUUAAAAAGUGAGUAAGACAACAGAUUGUCCAGUAUUUUCACUUCAAAUUUUUCUCUUUUUAAUCACUUUGAAUCUGCUGUUGAUUUUCAGGUAUGGGUCUCUGAUGGGGCGUCGCCGUCUAUUUGUGGAGAAUCUACAGAUUUACGGCGAUUCCUUACUGCUCCUUCCUGCUUUCUCAUAUGGCUCUAACACUCCUGUAUCUCUGCGGGCUGCAAAUGCAAUCGAGGACUUUGGUAGCCCCAUAAGGCCCAUCUUCUUCAACCCUGAAUACCUCAAGAAAUUGGCUGCCUUCUGGCAGGGGCAAAGCCUGCGGGCUGUGCGGCUCAGCACCGGGAUAAUGAUGGCUAGCCUGGCACUAGAACUCUGCAGAGAUGUGCAUGUGUAUGGGUUCUGGCCCUUCGGUUAUCAUCCACAUAGAUUCUAUGACCUGAAAUACCACUACUAUGAUGACACACCAUUUCCACGUGGAUUGCACGCCAUGCCGGCUGAGUUUGAACUCUUGUUACAGCUGCACAGACAAGGGGUGCUAAAGCUUCAUCUUGGAGACUGUUGA